Molecule: messenger RNA, 757 nt
Organism: Cannabis sativa
Lineage: Eukaryota; Viridiplantae; Streptophyta; Magnoliopsida; Rosales; Cannabaceae
Product: heavy metal-associated isoprenylated plant protein 39
Exons: 3
Coding region: 161-562 (133 amino acids)
Molecular function (GO): metal ion binding
Source: RefSeq, a predicted model, not a curated record
CGAUACACCAAAGCAUCAAUACCCCUAAACAACUCUCUCUCUCUCUCUCUCUCUCUCUCUCUCUCUCUCUCUCUCUCAUAAUUUCUUAGUAACACUGUUAAGUGUUCUAUUAUUAACAACUACUUCAAGCUCAGAUCUCGCAAAACUUUACAUACUCAUCAUGAAGCAAGUGGUGUUGAAAUUGGAUUUUCACGAUGACAGAACCAAGAAGAAGAUUAUGAAGACAGUUUCUGGCCACUCAGGGAUUGAUUCAAUUUCCAUGGAUUCUAAAGACAUGAAAUUGACGGUAACAGGGGACAUAGAUCCAGUGAGUUUGGUAAGCAAGUUGAGGAAGCUCUGUAAUGCUGAAAUUCUUUCAGUGGGACCACCCAAAGCAGCAGAGAAGAAGAAAGAAGAAGCCAAAAAAGAAGAACCUAAAAAACAAGAACCAAAGAAAGAUGAAUUGACUGAGCUUCAAAAGAUAUGGAUUGCUCAUCAGAAUGCUCAAAUGGUUUCACGUCCACAACCACAAUAUUUUGUCAGAAGUGUUGAGGAAGAUCCUAAUGCUUGUGUUAUCUGCUAAGCUUUUUAGAUUGAUUGUUGUGAUCUUCCAAGUAGGGAUGUAAAUUUUUUCAAUGUGGGACUGGGCGAGUUGAUGGAAAGGAGAUUAAUCUGUUUUAUUUUAUUUUAUUUUUAAAUUAACUCUUUUGAAUAAUGAUAAAUAUAGUGUAAUGUUUAAUUUAAUUUUGAAUAUAUAAUAGUCUCUAAUGAUUUCCUC